CGGAAGUAUUUCGCAUGGUUAUUGUUGUUCCGCUAUGUUAGCUCAGUUGUUUUUCAGCAAUUACAAAACAGUCUGAAUCACUUGUAACGUUAUAUGGUGCGAGACGGCUUGUCAAUAAAGUAUGUUGCAGAUGAAAGUCGAUUUAUUGCUGGUAAUGUAAGCUGAAGUCUUGUGGCACUCAUAUUGGGCCCCCGCUGCUGUUAGAGAUGGAGGAGCUCUACACUUUAGAGAAGGAGGUAGGACGAGGCAGCUAUGGUGUGGUCUUUGAGGGCCAUAUCGCCAAAACAAGACAGAGGGUGGCUAUCAAGCGACUGCCCUGCAGCAACCCGGAGUGCAUUGAACUCUACCUGCAAGAGCUGUGGGCCAUGAGGACCACAGCAAAGAACCAUGUCAAUGUCAUUGCACUCCACAGCUGCCUGCUACAGACAGGGACAAGGAGCCUGAAGCCCCUAAAACCAGGGAAACUGCCUCUACGUCUAGUUGAGAGUGUGCUGAAGGGCACUGUAGUCGGUGCACCACGAAGCCAGGAAAGCAAUAAUUCCCAGCCUAACACCCAAAGGAGGUCUGUCUCUAGACUUCAGGACAGGACCAACAAUGUCCAGGCCAGGGCCAAGCUUCAGGACAAGACUAAAUCAAAUGCAUGUGAUUCUACGACUCCACAAAGGCCUCAGAACAGAGCCAGGAAGAGACCAGCCCAGAGGGAGGAAGAGCAGUCGGAACCCCUGCGCUGCUUGGCCCUGUGGCUGGUGAUGGAGUACUGUGACGGGGGUGACUUGAAUCAAUUCCUGCUCUCCAGGCCACCAGACGGCCAGCGUAACCACAGCGUGGUGCGACAGCUCUGCAGUGCAGUGGCCUUCCUGCAUACUCUGGGUAUCACCCACCGAGACCUGAAGCCUGACAAUGUGCUGGUCUGUGUGACACCGAAAGGCCCUGUUGUCAAGGUGGCAGACUUUGGUCUAAGCAAGAUGAGUGAAGGUCUAGUGGAUGGUCAUCUGACAAGGCAACACUUCUCCUCCACCUGUGGCUCUGACUUCUACAUGGCUCCAGAGGUGUGGGGUGGACUGACCUACACAGCCCAGGCAGACAUCUUCUCCCUGGGCGUGUUGUUCUGGGCUGUCCUGGAGAGAAUCACCUUUGUAGAAGAAGGGACCACGCAGGAACAACUGGGUGCCUAUGUGUGUAAAGGUCGCUCAGGCUGGUUGAUGCCUCUGGGGGAAGCAUUGUGGGAGAACGCCGACCUCCAGCUGUGCAUCCCUAUGAAGUUUAAGAGAGCGCCCCCGCUGCCACCCCCUCCUGGUCCAGCCAUGUGCACCCUGCUUUUGGACAUGCUCGCCUCAAACCCAGAUGCUCGGCCCCCAGCAGACCAGCUGGAGGCCAGAGUGUGCUCUGCUCUGAAAGAGGACUCCCACUGACACAAAAAGUGCGCUGAAGAGAGCAUAAUGGCUAUAACUACUAUAGCCACUUCUUGGAGAUAUUGACCCCCCCCCCCGACUGCAGUGCUUCAUACAUGUAAACAAUAGCCACUUUGCUGCCUCAGGGAAGUGGUUAUAAGAAAUACAUAUGAUUAUGCGGGAUUGUGGGUGCUAUUUUUGACACAGAAACAGAGGCUUACUUCAAAAACUGUGCAGGAAACCAAAUAAAGGGAAAAUAGGAAUGAAAUAGAGGUGGUCUAUUUGGGCCCCUGACUGCACUGCAGACAAAACAUGGAAACAAGUCCUUAUAGUGACUGAGUGGGACUUGCUCAAGCUGUAUUUGAUGAAAGCACCAGGUCUUGACUGCUUGACAUAGUGUGUGUGUGUGUGUGUGUGUGUGUGUAAAAUGAAAUGCAAGGGCUUACUGCUGCUACUGCUGCGGGUCUGCUGUGUCUUGGUGAGUCCUGAUUAUCUCCUUUUUAUUCCAGAUGUUAAUUUUAACAUUGUUAGUGGACAAUGAGCUUUUUACUUGUUGAAUAGUGUGUCACUAACGGCUUAUAUCAUAUAUAUAUUAUAUCUUAUGUCAUUCUUUUGUGCUUAUCUUAGUAUUUCCACCAAGCAUUGAUGUAGCAUGGAUUCACUGGGCCCCCAGGUGUUUUUAUAUAUGUAAAGUGAGUGAACAAAAAACUAGAAACAUUUGUCCAUUUUAAUAGUUCCGUAAUAAAUGCUACCUUUGCGACACUAAUUAAUAGGUAUUGAUUGUUGUUGACACUGUCAGUAGCAGGUGUUGAUUCAAUGCCAUAGCUUGUGGUAUAUUUUUCUCCAGAUACAUUAUGAUAAAUUAAGGUGGACAGUUUAUUAUGAACACCUGUCUAUAUAAUGCGGUCUAACGUAACACCACCACAAAGCCUCAAAAUGUUCUACGGCUAACUCCAUCCAGGUGUAUUUUUCAGGUUUCUGUAAAUUUAAAUUAGUUUCUUGAUAGAGUUUCUGUCUGUCUUAUUUUAAAAUAUUAUUUCACCAGUUUGCUUUGAGUCGCUAACAUUUCUGGAUGUCUUUAUUAAAGUAUAGAGCUGCUGUGUUAGCAUUUGUAAAAUACCUGCACUGAAAACUAAAAGGGAUGGCAGAAUGGGGCUCAUGGUGACUAACUAGAACUAAUAUACCACCCCCUCAUGAACAGGAAAUUAAAGCUGGGCAUUGGGGAUUGUUGCUGAUCAUAUCCUUGCUGAGUCCACAGCAUUUAUUACUGGUCAUCAGUCUUAGUCAUUGACAGUCCAAAUCUUAGAUGACUAUGUAUUUCAGAUUUUUUUUUCUCACAGGCCUGAAACAAUAGAUAUGUAUUAUAACAUGAAUUGUGUCCAGAAACCCCUUUAAUUGUAAUGUCAUUUAAAUAAACAUGAAAUUAUAACUUG
Messenger RNA from Micropterus salmoides (largemouth bass), 2824 nucleotides. RefSeq lists its product as uncharacterized. The transcript is spliced from 4 exons. Gene Ontology annotation, molecular function: protein serine/threonine kinase activity; ATP binding. The coding region runs from base 207 to 1412 and encodes 401 amino acids. NCBI's taxonomy places the organism in Eukaryota, Metazoa, Chordata, Actinopteri, Centrarchiformes, Centrarchidae. The record is from RefSeq and is a predicted model, not a curated record. Gene Ontology annotation, biological process: axon extension; protein autophosphorylation; autophagosome organization. Gene Ontology annotation, cellular component: cytoplasm; autophagosome.